CAGAAACGAGUUUUUCGGAGCAAAGAUGUCCUUGUGCGGCAUCCGUACCCACGUUGCCAUGUUCAACUGACUAAUGUAACAACAUGAGAUUUUGAGCUUCAUAUUUAUUUCUACUUAAAUAUAAGGUUAUUUUCUAUUAUUUCAAGAUAGUUCCGACAUGUUUCCAGAACUGAACAGUAUUCUCAAUUCCAGUCCAGACCGUUUCAAAUCGAGCGACUUUGUCUUGUUGUCUGACAGAAAAGCUGAUGCAUCAUUCCUCAUUCCUCAUUAUCUUUCUUUCUAUUUACGUGCUGGUUGCAAGGUGUGCUUUCUGGGUCUUGUGCAGACCUUCAGCCACUACAAUGCUGUCAGUCAAAGGCUGGGUGUAAGUCUGGUCCAGGCAAGGGACAAGGGUCAGCUAGUGUUUCUCGAAGGACUAAAGGAGUCUCUUGGAGUUAUAUUACAGGACGACACCAGUCAAGGGACACAACCUUUGAGUUAUAUGAGGUCGCCAGGCGUUGGUCUGGAAUGUCUGUUCAAGUUUGUGGAAAGUUCAGUGCGUCAGAGUGGGGAUUGUAAUAAUGGUGAAACAAGGGGUCCUCCAGUGUUACUCAUAGAUGAUCUGAGUGUACUCCUGAGUUUAGGUGUUCGAGUUGGAGCAGUACUAGACUUUACCCUCUACUGCCAAGCCACCAUAUGUUCAGAGUUACAGGGAAAUAUGGUAAUUCUGGUGAGGUGUGAGGAGGAGGAUGCAGAUGAUGAUGAUGAAGAAGGAUCAAACCUGCUUCAGAGGGGACUUGUUCACCAGUGCAGCUUGGCGCUACAUGUAGAGGGGCUGCCCACGGGCUACUGCAGGGACAUACACGGACAGAUGGAGGUUUGGUGGAGACGGAGAGAAGAUGUCAUGUACAACCAAAGAAAGAUUUUUCAUUUUAAAGUCCAUGAUAAAGGAGCGUCAUUUUUUGCUCGCGGGACUUCCAGUGCUGUUCUUUAGCUGUUUCCAAAUGAAAAACAUUUCCCCUACAUUUCUAAAAGAAUGUCUUUACUUACCAGCAUGUUUUAAAUUAAUGUAAAAUAUAUAAAUCUUUUUAAAAGAUCAAAUGGUUUUGUCCACAUGUUUUUUUAUUAAUUAAUAGUAAAUUAGUUAAUACAUUUUGCUAGGUCAGUAAAAUGGGUCCUCUUAAAGGUUACAACUUACAAUGUGUAUCAUGUACACAUAAGAGCUGGUACACAGAUGCCAGUAAUUGUGUAAACUGUAUAGAGUUUCAUGUUUAUGUGAUCUUUCUAUGCCAAAUCUUACUCUCUCCCAGUUGUCCUUUGUAAUUUUCUAUGAUUGCAUCAUGUUUGAUCAUAUUGUCCCAUGCCUGGUAAGCAUUACCCUGGAUGAAUCAAGUUUACAAAUCACUCACUCGUCUUUACUCAGUGAAGUCCAAACUCUGUAAACAAAAAUGACUUGUGCUUAUUUACAUUUAUGCAUUUGGCAGACGCUUUUAUCCAAAGCAACUUACUACAGGGAUUAGUUAUUACAGGGACAAUCCCCCUGGAGCAACCUGGAGUUAAGUGCCUUGCUCAAGGACACAAUGGUGGUGUCUGUGGGGAUUGAACCAGCAACCUUCCACUUACCAGUUCAGUGCUUUAGUCCACUACACCACCACAUGCUUAUUCAGUGGAAGAUGAAAGAUAUGAAGGUAUUCAUUUCUGAGGUUUAAUGACUAAUUUGGCUCUAAUAUUUGAACAGCAACUCUUUUGUUCAUGUUGUUUAUUCAGUACUCCAGCAACUCCAUGUGCUUCCUUUUGUCAAAAGGUUGUUUUUUAAAGCUCUUGAUUAUUCUUUGGCUUGUUGAAGAAUGAACACAAACUUAAAACCAGCGGGUCCCAUCUUUAAAGGAAUAUUCUGGGUUCAAUACAAGUUAAGCUCAAUCGACAGCAUUUGUGGCAUAUUGUCGAUUACCACAAAAAUCAUUUUGACUUGUCCUUCCUUUUAUUAAAAAGCAAAAAUCUACUAUAUAUAUAUAUAUAUACUUACAAUGGAAAUAAAAGGGAGGACUCCAAUUUGUGAAGGGUUUAAAGGCAAAAAUGUGAUGCUUCCAUGAAUUCUAUUAAAACUGGUGUAUUAUUUAAGAUGUAAAGUUGUUUAAAUAAUCGUUUGGGGGUGUACAACUUUGUCAUGUUGUAAAAUUGGAUAUAACUUCACAGAAAAGGUUAGUAAGUGCUUUUAUCACAAUAAAAUAAUGUAAACGCAUAUUGUUUACGUCUUGUGGCUAUACUUUUAAAACUGUAUAUUUUAAUGUUUAGAUAUUGGCCACAUUCACGUCCCGUAAGUGCCUCAGUAUGACAGAUUUUUUUAUUAUUAUUUUUGAAGAAAAGGAGAGACAAGCUGAAGUUUUGUAUUGAAGUUGACAACAUAUUUAUGUGUUGAAUUUGAUUUCUCACUCAAGGUUUUUCCAUUGCCAUCCUCCUCACAAUGAACUUGUGUACACUAAUGAGCCUCAAUAAUAAUGCAUAUAA
Molecule: messenger RNA, 2487 nt
Organism: Myxocyprinus asiaticus (Chinese sucker)
Lineage: Eukaryota; Metazoa; Chordata; Actinopteri; Cypriniformes; Catostomidae
Product: elongator complex protein 6-like
Exons: 8
Coding region: 158-973 (271 amino acids)
Biological process (GO): tRNA wobble uridine modification
Cellular component (GO): elongator holoenzyme complex
Source: RefSeq, a predicted model, not a curated record